GCGCGCGCGAUCGAUCUUGCAGACAUCUCGGUCAUGAGCGGCGCUCAGCUGUUCAUGAAGGAGGACCUGAAGAUCACCGACACCCAGAUCGAGAUCCUGGCCGGCGUCAUCAGCAUCUACUCCCUCUUCGGCUCGCUGGCGGCGGGGCUGACGUCCGACUGGCUGGGGCGGCGGUACACCAUGGUGCUGGCGGCCGCCAUCUUCUUCACGGGCGCCCUCGUCAUGGGCCUCGCCCCCAACUACGCCUUCCUCAUGGCCGGCCGCUUCGUCGCCGGCAUCGGCGUCGGCUACGCGCUCAUGAUCGCGCCCGUGUACACCGCCGAGGUGGCGCCCACCUCCAGCCGCGGCUUCCUCACCACCUUCCCGGAGGUGUUCAACAACUUCGGCAUCCUCCUGGGCUACGUCUCCAACUUCGCCUUCGCGCGCCUCCCCGUCCACCAGAGCUGGCGCGCCAUGUUCCUCGUCGGCGCCGUGCCGCCCGUCUUCCUCGGCUUCGCCGUCCUCGCCAUGCCGGAGUCCCCCCGCUGGCUCGUCAUGCGCGGCCGCAUCGAGGACGCGCGCCGCGUCCUCCGGAGGACCUCCGACUCGCACGAGGAGGCCGAGGAGCGGCUCCUCGACAUCAAGAGGGUCGUCGGCAUCCCCGCGGACGCCACCGACGCCGACGACGUGGUCGCCAUCGUGCGCGCCAACGAGGCCGCGCGCGGGCAGGGGGUGUGGAGAGAGCUGCUCAUCAACCCGAGCCGCCCCGUGCGGCGCAUGCUCGUUGCUGGGCUCGGGCUCAUGUUCAUCCAGCAGGCCACGGGCGUCGACUGCGUCGUCAUGUACAGCCCGCGGGUGUUCGAGGCUGCCGGCAUCAAGUCCAAGACCAACUCGCUGGGGGCGUCCAUGGCGGUGGGCGCCUGCAAGACCUUCUUCAUACCCAUCGCCACGCUCCUCCUCGACCGCAUCGGGCGGAGGCCGCUGCUGCUGGCCAGCGGCGGCGGGAUGGCCAUCUUCCUCUUCACGCUCGCCACGUCUCUGCUCAUGCUGGACCGGCGGCCGGAGUCGGAGGCCAAGGCGCUGGGCGCCGUGAGCAUCGCCGCGAUGCUGUCGUUCGUGGCGUCGUUCGCGUCGGGGCUGGGCCCGGUGGCGUGGGUAUACUGCUCGGAGAUCUACCCGCUCCGGCUGCGCGCGCAGGCCGCCGCCAUCGGCACGGGGCUGAACAGGCUCAUGGGCGGGGCCACCACCAUGUCCUUCCUGUCGCUCACCCACACCAUCACCAUCGCCGGGGCGUUCUACCUCUACGCCUGCAUCGCCGCCGCGGGGUGGGUGUUCAUGUACUUCUUCCUGCCCGAGACGAUGGGCAAGAGCCUGGAGGACACCGGGAAGCUCUUCGGCAAGGACACGGACGACGACGUCGACGGCGUCGUGCGCCAUGAGCGCAAGAAAUCUACUGAGCUCAUCGGCGCUCCACAGUAACAGCGAGAGUAAGCUAUGCCGUACUACGUCAGUGACCGUACACUUGUCGUGCUUGUGUUGUGUGGUCGAAGGAAGCUAC
Lolium rigidum is the source of this 1537-nucleotide messenger RNA. RefSeq names its product putative polyol transporter 1. Bases 34 to 1458 code for a protein of 474 amino acids. Gene Ontology annotation, cellular component: membrane. Gene Ontology annotation, biological process: transmembrane transport. Gene Ontology annotation, molecular function: myo-inositol:proton symporter activity. Lineage: Eukaryota; Viridiplantae; Streptophyta; Magnoliopsida; Poales; Poaceae. The transcript has a single exon. The record is from RefSeq and is a predicted model, not a curated record.